Messenger RNA from Phaeoacremonium minimum UCRPA7, 1908 nucleotides. RefSeq names its product putative leucine rich repeat domain-containing protein. The transcript has 2 exons. The record is from RefSeq and is a predicted model, not a curated record. The coding region runs from base 1 to 1908 and encodes 635 amino acids. Lineage: Eukaryota; Fungi; Ascomycota; Sordariomycetes; Togniniales; Togniniaceae.
AUGGCCGUCCCGUACCACUCAGUGCAACCAGGGGCUGUGAACUUGAAGGUCCACCCCGCCGACUACAAAACCAAAACCAUGGCCCGCGAUCACCACCAGCAACGGUCCGGCUCGCCCGACAGUGCAGACCGUGGCUCGUUCUCUUCCAUUCGAGAGACCGAUUCUGACCUUACACAGGCGUUCACCCUGUCCAAGGUCUCGUCUUAUCAGGUUCCUGAGCAGGCUGUGGAGGAGUUGCCCUCGCCGCCACCAAUGGGUACCAUGGUCCAGGCCGAGUUUCUUCCUCCGCUAACACAACCCAACAGCAAGCUUCAUGGCUACUGGUUCCCGUCUGAGAGCUUCAAGGGGUGGAAGCAGAUCAACGUUCGGGGGAAGUUAGCGAGCAAAAGCUUCGGCGAUUUGCAUAUGCUGAACCAGAGCUGGAGCCAGCCGAGCCCUCGCCAACCAUUGACUCGACGACUAUCAGGCUAUGGUCCUGGAGAAGCUCCCUUUGAGAGACUACCCAUUGAGGUUUUGAGCUCUAUUAUCAACCUUCUCGUCCUCGAUGUUCCGCCCAAUGGCAUUGCAAGGCGAAACGUUGACUUAAUGUCGCUUCUUUUGACGUCAAAGACCUUGCACACAGCAACUCUAGAGACUCUUUACCGUCAUAUCACAAUUCCCCAUUCCAGGAUCUUCCACAAGUUCCUUGUUCAUAUCUCUUCUUACCCAUCUCUAGGCACCGUUGUCCGUCGUCUAGACUUCUCGCAUCUCAACCCAUCAACUCUAUUCUCGACGGCUAGUGAGCGGGCGCAAGCUCGUAACCUCACCUCCGACACCCUUCUUCAAUGCCUCGAGCUGACGCCCUACCUACAAGAAUUUCUCGCUCAGGAGUACCUUGAUGACGAUCUUGAUGGUCAAGUUUUGCGAAAACUCUUCCUCGGCUUGGACAGGAUGAAGGCCUUGGAUUUCUGCGGCUGCUCUUCUACCGCUUUCAAAGAUGCCUUCACCUCUACCCUCCUGUUCAACUGGCCGAUGGAACUACCUAUCGAGCGAUUGUCGCUACACAAAUGCAUGACUCUUCCAGCAGCUGUGUUCGAGACACUUCUACCACGGAUGCCACGUCUGACGCAUUUGGAUGUCGCGGGAACUCGAGUUACGGAUGCAGCUUUGGCUUCUAUCCCCUUAAAGGCUAGAAUCACCCAUUUGAAUUUGGCAAAAUGCAGAGCUCUAUCUGCGGACUUUCUCAUCAAAUUCCUAUCGUCACACCCAGCCGUCGCAAACUCUCUGGUCUGGCUGAGCAUCGCGAGCGAUGCCAGGACUUUCGAGUUGUUCGACGCUGAACAUCUCAGCCAGCUCAUUCCCUUGCUUCCCAAGACGCUGAAGUCCCUGAGCUUGAAGGGAAGCAAGAUGAAUCCAUCUCACAUCAAACAAUUGCUACCAUUGUCUAAAUCUCUAGAGGAGCUUGCCUUGGGUCGAUCACUUGAUAUUAAGGACAUCAACGGACUUUUUGUGCCUGACGAAGACGAAAUCGAGGAGCAAAUAGACUGGGUUCCGCACACGCUACGGUACUUGGAUUUGUCGGACAUGUGGGGAGGGGAGUUGGAUCUUCCUACGCUGUUUGGAAACAGCUGCGCGAUUCUUUCCAAGUAUACUAUACCGCUAGAGGUUGUCGAGGUCGCCGACGAUGCAGCUCGGCGUCUGACCAAGUCUCCUGUCCCACUUAGCCGGGCUGGCUGGAGACUAUCAGAACUCGGAAGCCGAACAUGGAUCGUCAGGAACAAGGACGGCUUCGACAAGUCGUUCCAGGCAGACGAUGGCCGUCGGUCCUGGAAGAUGGGCGCAGAGUCGUGGGGCAUGCGAAAGAUUCCGGUCGCGCGCGCCGAGGUCGGAGGCAUGUAUGGCUCCUUCAUGUUUGCGCGCAAGCUAUGA